This is a messenger RNA of Melampsora larici-populina 98AG31, 1123 nucleotides long. RefSeq lists its product as uncharacterized. Gene Ontology annotation, cellular component: cytoplasm. The record is from RefSeq and is a predicted model, not a curated record. Gene Ontology annotation, molecular function: protein binding. Lineage: Eukaryota; Fungi; Basidiomycota; Pucciniomycetes; Pucciniales; Melampsoraceae. The transcript is spliced from 3 exons. The coding region runs from base 12 to 1034 and encodes 340 amino acids.
CAGGUCGAUCGAUGUUAUUGAUCGGAUUGAUUAUAGGAGAUCAUUAUAAAUUAAUUUCAACUAAAACAUUAAAAAGAUUAUCGAUUUCGAUUUUUGAAAACCUAACUAACUCAUCUAAACUGUUAUCAACCCAGAUCAUAAGUUUAGAAUUAUGUAAUAGUAAAUCAUUUGAGAUUAUACAACAUUAUAUUGAUGCGAUUGAAUUGGUUAGGAUCUUGUUUGGAUUAGCAACCAGGAAAGGCGAAUUAGAAAGGUUAGGUAGAUUAGCUUGUUUGAAUGUGGGGAUCAUCAAUCCUCCAUUGUUUAUUACUACUUUGUCGUAUGAUUUAGUUACUAGUGAUGAUCCCGAAGAUAGGAUUGCUACUAUGAAAUUGGUGAUCUUUAUGUUAAGAAAAAAACCAUUAGUAUUAUAUACAUCUUUACCUAGAUUAGUAGAAGCAGUAGUGAAAUCAUUAGAUCCAACUUACCAAAACGAAAUGAGACAACAAACUCAAUCAGUCGCCACGAUAAUCUUACACGAAUUAGUGAAAACUUAUCCAUCUAUUUCCUUUCAUCAUGAAACCCAAAGAUUAGUAGUAGGUACAGAAGAAGGAGCUUGUAUACUCUAUGAUUUAAAGACUGGACGUAGAUUAGAAGUUUUAGAAUCGUUUAAGAAACCGGUGAUCGCUACUAGUUUUUCACCUGAUGGUCAUCGAUUAGUUACUUGUGGAUUAGAAGAAGGUAGGGUUGAAGUUUGGAAAGUGGGAAGUGGGAUCUUAAGUUAUUUUUUACCUAGUGUGAUUUUGAAUGGGAAUGGGAAUGGAAUGUUUGGAAAUAGUUCAAUCGGUAGUAGUAGUGGUAGUGGUAUUGGGAAUGGAAGUGGGAAUGGGAAUGAAAGUAAUGGGUUUAAACCAUUUAAAGUCUUUCCAUUUAAUGUUGGUGAAGAAGGUAUGAUGAGUCGUGGAGCGAUUUUAGAAUGGGUUGUGAUUGAAUGGGUCACUAAUAGAUCAUGUAGAUUAAGAAUUAGAGAAAGCUCAUUGACAUUUGCUUGUUAGAGAAAACUUUUGAUGAAAAGAAAAAGAUGUCGUAGUCUCACUUUAUCAAGAAUUUCUUUGGAAACACUUUUGCUCUAUUCCACCAAGAU